GGUGCCGGUGCCGGUGCCGGGUGGGUGCGGGCGCGGCGGCCAUGGCGGCGGCUCGCUGCCUGCUGCUGCUGCUGUGCGGAGCCGCGCUGGGGCCGGCCGUGCACCUGGACUUCGCCGAGCACCGCAGCCAGGCGGCCAAGAUCAAGGUCAACCCCCGCGGCAACCUCUGGGCCACAGGUCACUUCAUGGGGAAGAAGAGUGUCAGCAGCUCCCCACACCUGGAGCCGCCGGAGGAGCCCACAGUGCCCGUGGUCUUUGGUCCCUCUCUCAAAGCCUUGCUGGAGGACAUGAUGGAGCUGCUCACCCGUGAGCUCCUGAGGAUCCUCCUGCAGGAGAGACUCUUGAAUGAGAACCAAGGCAAAUACGACCUCACGGACCAGGUGGAGCAGGCAGGAGGGGGCAGAGCAGGAGCCCAUGUGCUGCUCCCUGCCUGUGCUGGCAGAGAUCUCAUCCAGCAGCAGAGAUUGACACUGAUGGCAACAGUGGGAGUGGGAAAGCCAAGGACAGAGGAACUGUCCCACUACAGAGUGGCAGUUUGCUGCCUUCUGGCACCACAGGGAUCCACUGCCAGAGGUCAGCAAAGCAGCUUCUGUCAGAGCUUGACAGCAGCUUGGAGACAGGGCUCCUGACCAAGGUGCUGCAGAAGUAUUUAUCGAGCUGAAGCAGCAGAGCCGUGGAGGAAGAACUGCUGCGGGAUCGGCCACGCGUGGUGGUGACCGAGGAGAGCUCCGGCCGCGGGAGUUGCUGCAGCAACCUGCCCUUGCUGAUUGCUGCCUGGCAGUGCUGAUCGCCUGCACGGAAGCAGAGCCUCCUGGCCAUUUCCUCUGCCUUCUGCUUCCCUGCCUCCUGCCCCACCAAUAAACCUGCCCCCCCGCA
Messenger RNA from Pogoniulus pusillus (Red-fronted tinkerbird), 876 nucleotides. It is a transcript of the gene NMB, whose product is annotated as neuromedin B. The transcript has 4 exons. Bases 42 to 629 code for a protein of 195 amino acids. NCBI's taxonomy places the organism in Eukaryota, Metazoa, Chordata, Aves, Piciformes, Lybiidae. Gene Ontology annotation, biological process: neuropeptide signaling pathway; positive regulation of hormone secretion. Gene Ontology annotation, molecular function: neuromedin B receptor binding; neuropeptide hormone activity. Gene Ontology annotation, cellular component: neuron projection. The record is from RefSeq and is a predicted model, not a curated record.